AUGAUGGGUUAUAAGGUUCAUGAAAAUUGUGAAAAAGCUGCCCUUAAAGCGGAAGCCAUAAGAACGUGCCCUCGUUCCUGCGCAUUUUGUUGCUUAACACCGCAGUAUAACUGCACGAAUGCGACAACAGGAGGACCACCUGUUCCAACGUGUGCUGACGGCCGAGCAAAUUGUGCACAAGUGCAGCAAUAUUGCACUGUGGAACCAUUCGCGGGAACAUUGAGAGAACAGUGCAGAAAAACAUGUCGCAUAUGUACAUAA
Messenger RNA from Dracunculus medinensis (Guinea worm), 261 nucleotides. Lineage: Eukaryota; Metazoa; Nematoda; Chromadorea; Rhabditida; Dracunculidae. The record is from the annotation of a GenBank genome assembly.